GGGGCUUUCUCGCCCAAAUUGACGUACUCGCAAGAAGACGUGCAGGACAUAAUCGAGUACGCCAGAUAUCGUGGUAUUCGAGUACUCCCGGAGUUCGAUACCCCGGGACACGCCCACUCGUGGGGCAUUGCUAUGCCUGAGCUGCUCACACCGUGCUGGGCAGGAGGUGAACCAGGUCAGGCGAACUAUUCCUACCACGCCGAGAGAGAGAACUUUGAUCCUUCGAAGAAUUCCACCUUCCAAUUCCUAGAAGAGUUUUUCCACGAAAUCAAAGACGUUUUCAAGGACGAAUUUUUUCACAUGGGCAUGGAUGAAGCGCACUACAUGUGCUGGGAGUCUAGCCCCGACAUUGCAGCUUUCAUGGAGGCAUCAGGCUUUGGCCACGACUUCUACAGGCUGGAGGAAUAUUACAACGUGAGACUCCUUGAUAUCGUACAGAGACUCAUGAGGAAAUCGAUCAUCUACGAGGAUCCCAUCAACCAUGGCGUCACGGUCCCUAACGACACGAUCAUCCAAGCGUGGAAAGACGUGACCCUUGACCCUCACCUCCAGCCCUGGCAGAGUUACGUGGAGCAGCUGCUCACAACGACCGACUAUCACGUGAUCUUGUCCUCCUGCUGGUACCUCAACAAGAUCUACAGCAACCAGGACUGGAGGAGGUUCUAUGCCUGUGACCCUGCUAGCGUCAACGCCACAGACGAGCAGCUGUCUAGAAUUCUCGGGGGUGAGGCUUGUGUGUGGAGCGAGUACCUGGACGAAUACAACGUUCUACAGUCCGUUUGGCCCAGGGCGUCUGCUGUAGCUGAGAGACUGUGGAGCCCGGCAAACGUCACUGAUGUCGACGACGCUCAGCUGAGACUGGACCAACACAGGUGUCGUCUGCUCAGACAAGGCAUCCCAGCGAGGCCAGUGCUGGCUGGUUACUGUUUAGACGAUUAUAACAUCGACAACUCACGGUCACACUUGUACCCGACACCAAGCACUUUGGCGCCACAUGAUACGACCCAGUCCGAAAACACGCCCACUUCAUCAACCGAGGAAGGCGACGCCCCUUUUCCUUCUUCUACUUCGACCACAGCCAAGGGCGACAACUCAAAAGAUCGCCGUAGCAACACCAAUAAUAAUAAUAAGAAGAGUGGUCAUAAUGGGUCGAAUGGGAGAGUUACUGCCCCGUUUACUCUUGCUAUAACAUCCAUAGUAGUUGCUGUGUGCUUGUUCAAAGGCUGGUGUGGGUUAGGUGAUGGUUAAGGAGAGAAAUAAAGGAGAAGUUUAUAA
Molecule: messenger RNA, 1275 nt
Organism: Aplysia californica (California sea hare)
Lineage: Eukaryota; Metazoa; Mollusca; Gastropoda; Aplysiida; Aplysiidae
Product: beta-hexosaminidase subunit beta
Biological process (GO): glycosaminoglycan metabolic process; ganglioside catabolic process; carbohydrate metabolic process
Cellular component (GO): membrane
Molecular function (GO): beta-N-acetylhexosaminidase activity
Source: RefSeq, a predicted model, not a curated record